Physcomitrium patens is the source of this 1831-nucleotide messenger RNA. Its product is annotated as fructose-bisphosphate aldolase 1, chloroplastic. Gene Ontology annotation, biological process: glycolytic process. Gene Ontology annotation, molecular function: fructose-bisphosphate aldolase activity. NCBI's taxonomy places the organism in Eukaryota, Viridiplantae, Streptophyta, Bryopsida, Funariales, Funariaceae. The record is from RefSeq and is a predicted model, not a curated record.
CGCCCUUCUGGACCCCGCCCACGCGCAUCCAACCGAGGAGGUCGCCUUAUAAGACCGCGUCCAUCCACCAUCCCGUGUUAUUACCGAUUCCGAAGUCGCCAGUUGACUAGCUCCAUCGUCUCCCUCCACUCACUUUUUUCGUUCCUCCACGCCAUCGUUGAGUGAAUAAGCAACAGUUGGGAGUCGGCAGUUGAGCAGCAGGAGUUGAGAGCUCCUUUUGUCUGAGCGGCAGUUGUUGUCCCUGGACACGCGAUCGCAGCGAACGCAUCGAGAUCGUUGCGGUUUUGUUUGCAUUUAGAAAUCAUGGUCGCUGCUGUCGGGAUGUCGCAGGUCUCCUCCUCCGGUAUUAAAUGGAGCUUCUGUGGGACUUCGCUGGAGAGGAAGGCCGCUGCCGCUUCUAAGGCGACGAAUGUAGCGUUCGCUGUGCGUGCCGCUGGUUAUGACGAGGAGCUCGUGAAGACCGCGAAAACGAUCGCGUCACCCGGGCGCGGGAUCUUGGCCAUCGACGAGUCGAAUGCUACGUGUGGCAAGCGGCUGGCCUCGGUUGGGCUGGAGAACAACGAGGUGAAUCGGCAGGCCUACAGACAGCUGUUGUGCACGACUCCAGGGCUCGGAGAAUACAUCUCCGGCGCGAUUAUGUUCGAGGAGACUCUGUAUCAGUCGACGAGCGAUGGGAGGAAGAUGGUAGAUUGCUUGGUAGAGGGAGGGAUCAUUCCAGGAAUCAAGGUGGACAAGGGUCUUGUGCCUCUGGCAGGAUCCAACGACGAAUCUUGGUGCCAAGGCCUGGACGGUUUGGCUUCUCGGACAGCGGCGUAUUACAAACAGGGAGCGCGGUUUGCAAAGUGGAGGACAGUGGUUAGCAUUCCCAAUGGCCCUUCGGAGUUGGCUGUGACAGAGGCAGCGUGGGGUCUUGCCCGUUAUGCGGCUAUUUGCCAGGAUACCGGCUUGGUGCCAAUAGUGGAGCCCGAGGUGCUUCUCGAUGGAAGCCAUGGAAUCGACACAACUUUGGAGGUGGCGGAGAGGGUUUGGUCGAAGGUGUUCUACUUUUUGGCUGAGAACAACGUCCUUUUCGAGGGCAUCUUGCUGAAGCCCAGCAUGGUGACUCCAGGAGCGGAGUGCCCUGAGAGGGCAACCCCGGAGCAGGUUGCUGAGUACACGCUGAAGAUGCUGAGGAGGCGUGUUCCACCAGCCGUUCCUGGAAUCAUGUUCUUGUCCGGGGGGCAGUCAGAGGUGGAGGCAACCUUGAACCUGAACGCUAUGAACCAGAGCCCGAACCCAUGGCACGUAUCGUUCUCAUACGCGCGCGCAUUGCAGAACUCGGUGCUGAAGACUUGGAAGGGGCAACCGGAGAACUUGGAGGCCGCUCAGAAGGCUCUGUUGGUGCGUGCGAAAGCGAACUCGUUGGCCCAGCUGGGAAAGUACUCCGCGGAGGGCGAGGCCAAGGAAGCGAAGGAGGGAAUGUUUGUGAAGGGAUACACUUACUGAGGAGUUGGGAGUAGGGCGAUAGCAAUGAGAAAAGGGAGAGGUAUGAGCAACACGACCCUGUUGGAAGGUUGAGGUAUGAAUUAGCUGCAGAGGUUAAGGUUACAACGUUGAGGUAAUAGGUAAUAGGAGAGUAUGUCGUGUGCUGAACUGGGGUCUGGUUGAACAGCCGUUCUAAUGGACACCCGACCAAUUUUCUGAGGUACAUGUUAUGUGAAUCAAGCAAAGGACUCAACGUCGGUUUUCUGAGGUUCUUCACAUCUUCAAACUAUCCUGCAGUGUCUUGGCUUGAGGGGUUGCUUGAGCUAUCUCAUCUGUAGAGAUUACAGCUCUACUGAUAUUAGAGCGA